Sceloporus undulatus (fence lizard) is the source of this 4397-nucleotide messenger RNA. It is a transcript of the gene INAFM2, whose product is annotated as InaF motif containing 2. NCBI's taxonomy places the organism in Eukaryota, Metazoa, Chordata, Lepidosauria, Squamata, Phrynosomatidae. Bases 822 to 1217 code for a protein of 131 amino acids. The transcript has a single exon. The record is from RefSeq and is a predicted model, not a curated record.
CCUCCGUUGUUGCCCCUUUAAUCCCCGCCUGCCUGGGCCUCCCCCCCUCGCUCCUCCUCGCCGGCCUCCAGCGCCACCGAGGCAGACGCCGCUUGUGCCUCCCUUCCUGGCCAGUCGGGAAGGGCCUCGGGGCUCCCAUUUUGGGGGGGGGGGCUCCUCCUUUCCUCCGGGCAGGUGCUCCUCCCUUUGGGGCCACCCCUCAGCAGCCUUGCACCCCUCUCCAUCCUGUCAUCCCUCAGCAGCCUUGAACCCCUCGUCCUUUCGCCUCUCAUCAUAUUUGCUCUCCUCAGCAUCUUUGCCCCUUCAUCAUCCUUACUCCCCUCCUCCUCCCUGAACCCCUCAUCCUUGUGCCCUCUCCAUCCUUACUCCCCUUUUCCUACUUGCAUCCCUCAUACCCCUGAGCUUCCUUUGCCCCCUCUUCCUCCUUGCAGCCCCUCACCUGGGCCUCGGGCAGCCUCCUCCUCCUUUCCGCUCCCUGCCUCCCAGUCCCAUUGCCCCUUUAAUCCCCGCCUGCCCGGCCCUUUCCCUCCUCCUUCCUUCCUGCGGAGGCGAGGAGGGCCUGGGGGCUCCCAUUGAUAGGCCUCCUCCCCAUCCUCGGAGCCCCUCUCUCCAUCCCCUGAGAGAGAGAGAGCGAGAGCUGCAGCAUCCCUUGGGCCGGCGCCCUCUUCCUCCUGCGAUGUGAUCCCGGCCUCUUCCUGCUGCCGCUGCCUUGGGGCUGCUCCUUCCCUCCCUCCCUCCUUCCUCUCUCCCUCCCUGGGGACCCGGCCCAAGAGACGACGGAGCGGGCGGUGGAGCAUCGGUCCGCCAAGGGCCGCGCCCCCAUGAAGGAGAAGCCGGAGAAGCCGGAGCGGGAGGCGUCGGAGCGGGGCAAGCCGGCCACUUACACGGGGGACAAGAAGGCCCGCAUGGCGGCCAAGACCAACAAGAAGUGGGUCCGCCUGGCCACGGUCCUGGCCUACGUCCUCUCCGUCUCCUUGGCCGCCAUCGUCCUGGCCGUCUACUACAGCCUCAUCUGGCAGCCCGUCCGAGGGGCAGGAGGCGGCGGAGGCGGGGGGCCGGCCCCGCCAGGCCAUCCCCAGCCCCCGGGAGCCAGCCCUGCCCCGCCGACCCCGGGCCCCGGGCAGCCAGCCGCCCCCACGACGCCCCUCCCGGCUCCCUCUGGACCCCGGAAGCCCGGCGGCGGCGGCAGCAGCAGCGGCGCCCCCUCUUCGCCUUAAGGAGCCCCCCCCCGCCGGCGACUGUGUCUCGUCCCUUCCUUCCCGACUGGGGGCGCCCCAGAUCUCGGGGGUCUCCUUUGCUGCGAGGAGGCGGAGGCUGAGAGAGUGUGACUUUCCCGGGCCGAACGAGGACCUUUCCGUAAGGAUCCGGAGCCUGCUCUCCAAAGAGGGCCUUGCCGAUCCACUCCACAAAGGACCCUCUCCUUGGGCGCCGAUUUGGAAGGGAGCCGAGCCAUCGGAGGAGGAAGACUGCAAGGACUGCCUGGCCUCGUUGCGGACUCCGGAGCAGAGCCCCUUCCAGCUCCCGCCUGGCUUGCUUUCCUCCCCUUCUUGCCCUUUCCCCGAACUGGGCCAGAUGGGCCAGAAGUUGAGUUUGUUUCUCUUUUGGACCCAAAGCUCCUUAGGAAUCUUUUAAAACAAUCAAAACUAGUAUUGUUCAGGGGAGCCGGAGGAAUGGAGCCUCAGGUAUGUGCCAGCCUCUCCCAGACGGAGCCCCACGCAUUGGCAUCAUUAUUACUCCUUUGUGUAUAAAGGUGGAUAAAUCUGCCAUCCUUUGUAGACCAAUGCACUUAGUUUUAUCACCUGGAAAGGAACACAGACACAUUGAGGUGGGAUGAGGGGUGCAUCCACACGGCAGAGGUAAUCAGGUUUGGUAUCAAACCGGAUUAGCUCUGCUGUGCAGGUGCAGCCAGUGUCUCAAGGGCUAUUGGGGAAAGCUUGGCUUUGAAACCCACACGGACAAACUGAGGGCUUCCCAAAAGCCCCCGGUUUGACCUUAAAAACUUGAUCUCUUGGUUAGCACAUCUUUGGUUAAAAACAUUUCUGUAGAAAUAAAGAAAGUAUCCUCUAUGUACCCCCCUCGCUCCCAUGCCUGCAUUCUCUGAAGAUGCCAGCCACAGAUGCUGGCAAAACGUCAGGAAUAAACUCUUCUAGAACAUGGCCAUGUAGCCCCCAAAACCCCCACAAAAUACUAAAGAAAGAAUCAGUUCCCGAGGUUUAGGCCUCAUGGCUCUGCUUCAUUGGAGGUUUUUCUCUCCUUAUUUCCCCCAAACUGUACCACAUUUGACCCUCACUUCACCACUCUUUCUUUCUCAGCUGUGCCUAGAUCCUUCUGGCGCUGUCCAAUUUGAUCCCCAAGCCUUUAGAGAAAAAUCCUAGCUGCCUUUGGGUUUGUGGCCCAUUGCAUCCGGUCUGCUCCCACCUCCCCAGUGAAGGAAGGAUGGAAAUAGCUGGGGUCAUGUUGUGACAGAAAUAAAUUUGGUCUUUCAUCCCUUAUUGCAAAUGUAGAUGGUUAUGUGCAGUUCCAAAAGUAGUUUCAGCAUUGAAUCGAAGGAAAUGCAGUUAGCGUAGCCUUUGAGUGUCCUCCAGAGGUGAUGGGAAAUAGUUCUCAUCAUCCCACCAAGUGUGCCAUCUGGGGAUGAUGGGGGUUCUAGUUCAGCGCAUGUGGAGGUGCCAGGCUGGGAGAAGCUGGCUUAGUGCAACCACCUUCACCUGCAGUAAUAGUUCUCCCCACACCUGAAUGAGUCUAACCUUAGGCCAAAAUCCUGGUCUUUUUAUCUUGCCUUUUUUACUUUAAAAUAUGAUGGUCCCCCAGUGGAUGACAUUCUUGCUAAAGAGUGUACUGUGGAGAGCAGAAUGUAGUUCAAAAGCCUGGAACCCAUGGCCUAGGCAUUGCCUGAAUGGUGUUCUGGCUUAUUUUAUUUUAAUAUUUAUUUUUCCUGGGUCAGGCUCAUAGCAUUACAGUCUAAGAAGAGUCUGACCAUUUCCAACACAAAGGUGGUGGACUCCUUCUAAGGUUUCUUCUAGCACUGCAAUUUUCUACACUCAGCUCAGUUUUGCUGUUGGGGAAAAGGCCCUUUACUGAGAAUCUUGGGCUCCUUAGGCCUUCAUUGUGCCAACACAUCAGCUUUUACUGCAAUUUAUUUCAAAGACAAAGCCAUGUUAAUCUGGAAAAUCAGUACACAAAGGGAUCUUGCAGUACCUUUGAGACUAACUGAAACAUAGAAGUUGGCGGCAUGAGCUUCCGUAGACUUGAGCCUACUUCCUGUGAUGCAUAAAUCUGAAGAAGUCAGCUCAAGUCUAUGUAUGCUACCAACUUCCAUCUUUCAGUUAGUCUCAAAGGUGCUGCAAGAUCCCUUUCCAUACACAAUUUAUUUGUUUACACUUUAAGGUGCCCUAAGACUCUGAUGAUAUUUUUGCUGAGACUAACAUGGCUGCCUCUCUGGAUCAAGAAUGUUGUGAUAUGUUGCACAUCUGCUUCUUUUUUUCUGCUGUGAAUACUCUGAUAUAUGAUGUAUAUCAGCUACAUGAUCUGGUGGAGAAUGAUUUCCACUUGCGAAGUAGCCCUUAGUACAUUCAGAAGCAGUAGAUGGGAGCCUUGGAAGCACAUAAGCACAAUGUUGUACAUGUUUCCUCAGAAGCAUGCCCCAUUGCAUUUAGUGAGGCUUUCUUCCAAGUAAACAUGUAUAUAGAAUUGGAGCCUUAAUGGCCAUGAGUAUUGAAAGUGGCAUAUUGCCCCGUGGAGCCAGUGGGAUUGUGACUUGUGUCUUACAAGAAGCUCAGUGGCCUAUUUACUGUGGUUUUCUCCUGCUUUAAAUUUUGCAAGCUGCUCCCUUCUGCUCAGGUGUGUCCAGGCACUGAAGUCACAAGCUCAGAAACAGCAGAUGUUUUGCAAAUAGAAGAGUAGGAUAGAGACCUCUGAGGAAUGUCUCAGAGGUCUCUAUCAUACCUCUGAGACAGAGAGUGAAGGGCCACAAACCUUUGAAGGAAGAUACAAGAUCUCCCCCCACUUGUAUUAAUUCAAAUAAAUAGCAACAAUAUGUGCCCUUAGAGGGAUUUCUGGUAUAUAUAUAUUUUGACAGGAUGCAUGGCUAAACUGCUAGUCAGACAUAUUGAACAUGUAUAGACAAAGGUGUGCUAUUUUUGAAUGAUCACAGUCUUGGAAAAAAGGAAACAAGAAUGGGCAAAAAUGGCUUUAAUGUUUGGACGGUCAGGCUAUAGCCUUAUGUAUGGUUGUCGCCAAAUGUCAGACUCAAUGAAUAGGUUUAAAUUUAAAAUUGUGAACAUGCUCUAAUGUUGUCUAUAUCUAAUUCAGCCAUGUAAGCUAUGUCUGUAUUCAAAAGUUCUGUAUAUUUUUUAAGAAAAAUAUUUUUAAGGUGACAAAAAAUACAUUGAAAGAUU